AUGAUUUCCAACGCCGUAAAAUCCAUGCUGAAGGAAGUAGAUUAUAACGGUAGCCUGAUCCCUGUGUCCAGUCUGAACGACAGCUCCGGUAAACUGAAUCUCCUCUCACUCAUUGUGAAGACCAGGCCCAGAUUGGGAUGCUUCUGGCAGGAACCGAAAUACCAGUCCAGAGGCUUUACCCUGAGUGAUGUGCUGAAGCCUGGAAAGCUUGAAGAACCUAAAGACAAACCUUUUAACCCAGGUAAACACUGCAGCCCCUCCAGCAGGGUUGCCAGGUCUAGCUAAAAUGUACCUAAAUAAAUCUGUUUUGCGUUUGUGCAUAACUAUAGAUAAAUCUGCCAGGAGAGUUUGAGUGAUGAAAGUUGAAUCGAGGAUCUCAAACACUUGGACUAACUUUUAAAAAAUGAAUGUUAGACUAUUUUCUGGCAAUUGUGCCAUUAUUUUGUGCCAGAUGUUAAGACUACAAACAGUUAUAAAUGGCCCAUUUGCGAGAUUGACUUUCAUUAGGUAUAGGCAUAGGCUACAGACUAAAAUAUGGAUUUAUGAUUGUGAUUCAACUUUGCCAUGGUUUGCUUGAUAGAUGCAGGUAGCCUAUAGCCCCUGAUAGGCCUACAUCUUAUUUCAGAUAGUCUACAGUAGCGUAGGCAAGAUGUAGACAAGAUGUAAACUGAACGAUUUAGGAGUUUGUGUUACGCUAUGGUUAAACCCAGCACUCAGAGAAACAAAACAUGACUAAGGGAGUGGAAGAAACAAAAAUUAUUUUAAUAAAAGUUCAAUUUGUCUUAGUCCAAAAACAACUGAAGAAAAGGAACAGAGUGGGCUAGUCGGCUCCGGAGGAAGGAGAGGCUGAGGCAGGCAGGCAGGCAGGCAGGCAGGUUGGGGGGUAUGUCUGAAUGCUCUAGUAAGAACAACGAUCUGGCGCCGGUGGAGAGCCAUGCCCAGGAAUUAGUAGUGCAGGUUGAUGAGAGAAUAGGAUGCAGCUGCGUAGGCAGGAAUCACUGGAAACAACCCGCAGCUGCACAGGAGAGGCAGAUCCUGAGCACGCCCCCCGAUCCACUCCAGACACACACCGGCAGACGCACCAACAUAAUGGGGACAAACACACAUACAGAUACAACAGACAAAGAGGGGACAAAACCAGGAGGAAGGGAAACAGAAAAGGGAGAGACAAGCUGCCCACAUAACAGUACCCCCCCCCCUCAAUGGUCGCCACCUGGCGACCCACCAGGCCUGUCAGGGUUGUCGUGAUGGAAGUCCGUGAUCAGCUGAGGAUCCAACACAAAACGCUUAGGGACCCAAGACCUCUCCUCUGGUCCAUAACCUUCCCAAUCGACUAGGUAUUGGAGACCCCUACCCCGCCUCCGAGAGUCCAGGAGCCUACUGACGGUGUAGGCCGGAUGGUCGUCAAUGAGGCGAACAGGUGGAGGUGGAUCUACCGGCGGACACAAAAGGCUGGAGGACACAGGUUUCAGUUGGGAGACGUGGAAAGUAGGGUGUAUCUUCAUGGCUGAAGGCAACUUCAAACGAACCGCAGCGGGGUUAACGAUGGACUCCACCACAAACGGACCCAGGUACCGAGGAGACAGCUUGCGUGAUUUGGUACGAAGAGGUACGUUCUUUGAUGACAGCCAAACUUCUUGACCAGGAUGAAACACAGGUGCGGGAGUCCUGCUCCUAUCCGCUGUCGUCUUGUUCCUGUCGGUGGUCCGAAGCAACGCUUCCGAGCGUCGCUCUACACUCUCUGGCAGCGGCGGAGGUUCUCCUGAACCGAAGGAACAGCCAAUUCCUUCUCCUGAGCAGGAAACAGAGGGGGUUGAUAACCCAUGGUUACCUCGAAGGGUGAAAGGCCGAUGGCAGAGGUGGUGAGGGAGUUGUGGGCGUACUCUAUCCAAGGCAGAUGUUUGGCCCAGGAUGAUGGAUGUUGAGCAGCCACACAACGAAGGGUUGCUUCGAGGUCUUGAUUGGCUCUUUCUGUUUGACCGUUGGUCUGGGGAUGAAACCCUGAGGACAGACUAACGGAAGCACCCAAAGCAGAACAGAAAACCUUCCAAACACGGGAAGUAAACUGUGGGCCUCUAUCAGAUACGAUGUCCACAGGUAUUCCAUGGGGACGGAAUACAUGUUGAACUAGGAGGUCCGCUGUCUCACUGGCAGACGGUAAUUUUGGUAAUGCUAUAUAGUGAACAGAUUUAGAGAAUCUGUCCACAAUGGUAAGUAUAGUAUCAUUACCUUCAGACUUGGGUAGGCCGGUGACAAAAUCCAUGGCUAUGUGGGACCAGGGACGGCUGGGAACUGGGAGGGGUAACAGCAGCCCCGAAGGGGACUGGUGGGAGGCUUUGCCCCGAGCACAGGUUGAACAGGCUGCCACAAAAGCCCGAACGUCAGUUUCCAUUGAAGGCCACCAAAAAUGUCUCUUAAGCAGCGUCAACGUGCGUCUCAUCCCAGGGUGACCAGCAAAACGGGAGGUGUGAAUCCACUGCAACACCUGAGACCGGACCGUCUCGGGAACAAAGAGUAGGUUGGGAGGUCCAUCACCCGGUCCCGGGUCCGUGGCAAGUGCAGUCUUCACAAGAGACUCGAUCUCCCACUGUACUGCCGCCACGACGCAUGAGGAAGGUAGGAUUGCCUCAGGCUCGCUGGUCUCCGAAGGGUCAGCAAACUGGCGGGACAAAGCAUCUGGUUUAACAUUUCUUGACCCCGGUCUGUAUGUUAGAAUAAAGUUAAACCUACUAAAAAACAGGGCCCAUCUGGCUUGGCGUGAGUUGAGUCUCUUAGUGGCUUGGAUGUAAGCCAAGUUUUUGUGGUCUGUCCAGACCACAAACGGCAGUUCAGCUCCAUCCAGCCAGUGCCGCCAUUCUUCCAGUGCUAGCUUGACCGCCAGCAGUUCCCGGUUUCCAACGUCGUAAUUCCGUUCUGUGGGUGACAAUUUCUUGGAGAAAAAAGCACAGGGGUGAAGCUUUUGGUCAGUGGGGGAGCGCUGGGAGAGGACUGCUCCCACACCUGAGUCAGACGCGUCCACCUCCACAAUAAACUGCAGAGAGGUAUUGGGGUGUAUCAACACGGGGGAGGUGGAAAACAGUUCCUUCAAAACCCCUACCGCCUGCUCCGCCUCAGGGGACCACAGAAAAGGGACUUUUGGGGAUGUGAGUCUAGUAAGGGGUGCCACCACUUUACUAAAACCCUUAAUGAAUCUACGGUAGAAGUUAGCAAAGCCCAAAAAUCGUUGAAGUUGCUUACGGGUGGUGGGUGUGGGCCAUUCCGUCACUGCCCGGAUCUUCUCGGGGUCCGCCUUCACCUGCCCGCUCUCAAUGAUGAAACCAAGGAACGAUGUAGACUGUUUGUGGAACUCACACUUUUCUGCUUUGACGUACAGCUUAUUCUCCAAGAGCCGUUGAAGGACUUGACGGACGUGUGACUCAUGCUCCUCGGGUGACUUGGAAAAAACAAGAAUAUCAUCCAGGUAUACAAAGACAAAAUGGUUCAAAAAAUCCCAUAAUUCACCAUGGCUUGGAAUACAGCAGGGGCGUUUGAGAGCCCAAAGGGCAUGACCAAAUACUCAAAAUGCCCCAGUGGAGUGUUGAAAGCGGUUUUCCACUCAUCUCCAUUUUCGGAUUCUGACAAGGUGAUAAGCGUUCCUGAGGUCGAGCUUGGAGAAAACUGUGGCGCCAUGCAGAGGUUCAAAAGCUGAGUUGAUGAGUGGAAGGGGAUACUUGUUUUUAACAGUUAUGUUGUUUAAACCCCUGAAAUCGAUACAGGGGCGUAACGACUUGUCUUUCUUUUCAACAAAAAAGAAACCUGCACCCAAAGGAGACGACGAGGGACGGAUUAUGCCCGAUGCCAGAGAAUCACCAAUAUACUGCUCCAUUGCCUCUCUUUCCGGUCGGGACAGAUUGUAUAAGCGACUAGAGGGCAAGGGAGCACCAGGAAGCAGUUCAAUAGGGCAAUCAUAAGGCCUAUGUGGUGGUAGAGACAGAGCCUUGUCCUUACUGAAAACCUCAGCUAAGUCAUGGUAUUCUUUGGGGACAGAUGACAGAUCGGGAGGAGCUGAGGGAUGAGUAGGGUUACACUUAGUGGGGGGAACCGCUGACCUAAGGCACUCUGAAUGGCAGUUAGUGCUCCAACUGAGAAUGGUGUGACGUGUCCAAUCAAUUUGUGGGUUGUGAAGAGCCAACCAGGGGAAGCCAAGGAUUAGGGGGGUAGCUGAGCCAGAUAUAACUCUUAACUGAAUGCUUUCACAAUGAUUGCCAGAAAUCACUAGGGAAACGGGGGUGGUUUGAUGAGUUAUCUCCGCGAGGAGGCUGUGACUCGAAUGGGGGUAGGUAGUGGCUCCACGGGGAUACGAGCUUGUGUAACGAACUGGUGGCUAAUAAAGUUGUCUUCUGCACCUGAGUCUAUGAAAGCUGAGAGUGGCAGGGAAUGACUCUGGAAACGUAAGGAUACAGGUACUUGUAAUCGGGGAAUGAUGGGUUCAGGAUCUAACUCUGAGCUCGCAAGUAGACCCACCGUUACGAGCGAGCCUUGUCUUUUGGUCGCUUAGGGCAUGUAGCCAGAAUGUGUGUGGCGUCUCCACAGUACAGGCACUCACCCGCCUGGAGGCGCCGUUGCCGCUCUGCCGUUUUUGUUUUGUCAUUAUGGGGUAUUGUGUGUAGAUUGAUGAGGGAAAAAAACGAUUUAAUCCAUUUUAGAAUAAGGCUAUAACGUAACAAAAUUUGGAAAAAGUCAAUGGGUCUGAAUAUUUGUAUGUCGCUCUGGAUAAGAGUGUCUGCUAAAUUAUGUAAAUGUAAAUGAAUACUUUCCGAAUGUACUGUAGAUGAAGUUAUUUUAUUUUUUUAAUACAGAUUGACCAAUGGUUUUUAUAUAAAUAGUGAAGGGAAUGGGUCCCAAAAUCGACCCCUGUGGUGCACCUUUAUGUAUUUCAAGAAAUUCAGACUUAAUAUACAGUGUGGUCCGAAUUGAUUGAUACCCUUGAUAAAGAUUAGCAAUAAUGACUGUAUAAAAUAAAUAAUUCAAAUACUGAGCUAUAUUGUAACCAAAAAAAAAGGGGGAAAUUAUAUAAUUUUAUACUAAUACAAUUGCUCAGAGAUUUUGUUUAACAAGUAAUUUGAAAAAAUCUUUAAAAAGUAGGGGUCAAAAUUAUUGACACCCCUAAAGAUUCUUAUAAAUAAAGUAGUCAAAAGUUUAGUAUUUGGUCCCAUAUUCCUAGUACGCAAUGGCUACAUCAAGCUUGUGACUCUAAAAACUUGUUAGAUGCAUUUGCAGUUCGUUUUGGUUGUGUUUCAGAUUAUUUUGUGUCCAAUAGAAAUGAAUGGUAAAUAAUGUGUUGUGUCAUUUUCGAGGCACUUUUAUUAUAAAUAAGAAUAGAAUAUGUUUCUAAACACGUAUACAUUAAUGUGGAUGAUACCAUGAUUAUGGAUAAUCCUGAAUGCAUUGUGAAUAAUGAUGAGUGAGAAAUUUACAGAGGGUCAAAAAUCAUACCCCCAAGACAUGCUAACCUCUCAAGUCUGUUCUCGAGACUACAUAUUGAGUGUACAUUUGUACUCGGUCUUGAUUCGGUCUCGGACAGUGAGGACUCAUAAUUUCUUCCCGAGACCAACGGUGUAAAGAGCUCAUAAUUAUAUAUACACUCUUUCUUGAAACAUUCAUAUCUUAACAGCCUUUAUAUCUAUUAUAGACAUGUUUUUGCAGUGGCGAACAUAUAGGCCUUCAGUGUGUGACAGGUUCGUGAUUCUGAAAGAACAUCAACCGUAAUGCAAGCGCACUGAUGUAGGAGAGUGCACUUUUUGUAAAACACAAAGGUCUAGUAGCGUAGUGGAGGGUAUACGACUUAUCAAUGAUGUAGUACAAUAGAGAAAUCAUGCACAAAGUAGCCUACACAAUCACAAAGCACGUGAAAUGUAUUCACAUGCGCGCGCCCCACACAGGCUAGUUACAACUGAAUAUAAUCUGCGGCUCUCAACUGGUGCAUGGAGCAGCUUAAAGAAGAAUGACAUCGGUAGCCGGUAGGAUAGGAAAGACGUUCCAACUGAUGAUAUCUACCAGAAAAUGCUAACUAAGGCAACAGUGGGUAUGCAAACCAGUUAUUCUUGAAAAAGGAGAAGCUAACAAAUUAGCAACAACAUCCUCUUUGAUAACACCUGCUGCAGCCUCUGCAAACUAACUGACAACAAAAACUAGCUAGCUAGACCGUGGGAAAACUACUGCUCGCUAUUGCGCAGUGACCUGUUGGCCUUCAAGAAGGCAGAAGUUUCCAUACAUUUUUGUAAAAACAGUCCCACUCAUUAAGUCAAAAUGUGAUUAGUUGAUUCCACUGUCACUCCAAAAUGUUGCCCUAAUACAGUUGAAUGGCAGAUGCCUUUAUCUAGCUUCUGAUGGCCUAGCCAAUGGCUGACUUAGCUAGCUAGAUUUAUCUCCCCAGAGAGAGCAAAGAAAAAUCCUGAUUGGAUCUAUAUGUCUAUAUGGAAACAGAGUCUAUAUGGAAACAGAGUCUAUAUGGAAACAGAGUCUAUAUGGAAACAGAGUCUAUAUAGAAACAGAGUCUAGAUGGAAACAGAGUCUAGAUGGAAACAGAGUCUAGAUGGGAACAGAGUCUAUAUGGAAACAGAGUCUAUAUGGAAACUAAUUUAAUGAACCCCCUACAGAGUUCCUAUAUGGAACUAAUUUAAAUGGAAACUAGUCUCUAUGGAAACUACUCUAUAUGGAAACAGAGUCUAUAUGGAAACUAGUCUAUAUGGAAACAGAGUCUAUAUGGAAACAGAGUUUAUAUGGAAACUUGUCUAUUUGGAAACACAGUCUAUAUGGAAUCUAGUUUUUUGCAUGGGUGGAGUUGGCUGGCACAGACUGGGUUGUGGGUGAAGCAGGGCCAGGUGCUCGUGGCGCAGACUUGGCACUGGGAGGAAGCAGGUUGGACUGUAGUGGGAGCAGCCUGGAUGGGCUGGCAGCAGGUUGACUGUAGUGGGGAGCAGCCUGGAUGGGGCUGGCAGCAGGUUGGACUGUAGUGGGAGCAGCCUGGAUGGGGCUGGCAGCAGGUUGGACUGUAGUGGGAGAAGCCUGGAUGGGGCUGGCAGCAGGUUGGACUGUAGUGGGAGCAGCCUGGAUGGGGCUGGCAGCAGGUUGGACUGUAGUGGGAGCAGCCUGGAUGGGGCUAGCAGCAGGUUGGACUGUAGUGGGAGCAGCCUGGAUGGUGUGGGGGAUUUAUUAUUCUCAUAAUUGAUGGGAUGACUAACUUAGAAAGAAUGCAUUCUAGACUGUGCUAAUGUAGGUUGUGUCACCUGGCAAGCUGUGAUUGAUGUGAAGAGCUGUUUUAGGGGGUAAGAUAAGAUAAUAAUUUGUGUCUCCAAAUACUAGACUAUACUGGUCCUUUGUGAUCUGUGAACCAUCCUUGGAUGUAGGAAUGGUGUCUAGGGGAGCUGGCUCUUCUCACCUUGAUAGGUUGUUAUGAUAAACGUAUGCCUGGCAACAGGGAUGCGCCAAGGGACUGGGACUAGCCCGUGCGCCAACGGAUUGGCUGAGUAAGUCUAAACCACGCUCAGCCUCUACUCUGAUAGGCCCAGCAGAGAGCGGGAACUGAGAACUGUCAGAGUAUUUGAAGAACAAUCUAAAACAAUGGAUUAGUUCUCUGUCUGCCCUGCGAGGUAUUUCAGGGAGCCCGUAUACGAACCACCAUACUUAUCAUACAUACAUUUUGCAUAUAAUAAAUUUAGCUUGGAUUGAAGAUCUCUUGAUUCUUAUUCCAAUACCAGAUUUGAAUUACGCAAUUUCUAACAAUGGGGCUGGCAGCAGGUUGGACUAUAGUGGGAGCAGCCUGGAUGGGGCUGGCAGCAGGUUGGACUGUAGUGGAAGCAGCCUGGAUGGGGCUGGCAGCAGAGAAGUCAGCAGGGGUGGUGGUGAAGUCAUCCAGAAGAUUACCAACUGUGGGGUCCAUUGCAGAGUCCUCAAAAUCAGUCUCCUCCAAGUCAGUGUCCAUGUCCUGUAUGGCCUUCCCAGUCUGCCUGAGCAGGUAGUCCACACACCAAUCAGCUCUCCUGAAAAUGAAAAAGACAGCAGAAUGCAAAACAAGACAAUAAUAGAUGAAUAUGAUUACUCACAAUAUCGUCAUCAAAUCAAAACACUGACACAUACACUACAUGACCAAAAGUAUGUGGACACCUGCUCGUCUAACAUCUCAUUCCAAAAUCAUGGCCAUUAAUAUGGAGUUGGUCCCCCCUUUGCUGCUAUAACAGCCUCCACUCUUCUGGAAAGGCUUUCCACUAGAUGUUGGAACAUUGCUGUGUGGACUUGCUUCCAUUCAGCCACAAGAGCAUUAGUGAGGUCGGGCACUGAUGUUGGGCGAUUAGGCCUGGUUCGCAGUCGGCGUUCCAAUUCAUUCCAAAGGUGUUUGAUGGGGUUGAGGUCAGGGCUCUGUGCAGGCCAGUCAAGUUCUUCCACACCCAUCUCGAUAAACCAUUUCUGUAUGGACCUCGCUUUGUGUACGGGGGCAUUGUCAUGCUGAAACAGGAAAGGGCCUUCCCCAAACUGUUGCCACAAAGUUGGAAGCACAGAAUUGUCUAGAAUGUCAUUGUAUGCUCUAUCGUUAAUAUUUCCCUUCCCAAAACAGCACCAGACCAUUAUUCCUCCUCCACCAAACUUAAUAGUUGGCACUAUGCAUUGGGGCAGGUAGCUUUCUCCUGGCAUCCGCCAAACACAGAUUAGUCCGUCGGACUGCCAGAUGGUGAAGCGUGAUUCAUCACCCCAUAGAACACGUUACCACUGCUCCAGAGUCCAAUGGCGGUGAGCUUUACACCACUCCAGCCAACGCUUGGCAUUGCGCAUGGUGAUCUAAGGUUUGUGUGCGGCUACUCGGCCAUGGAAACCCAUUUCAUGAAGCUCCCGACGAACAGUUCUUGUGCUGACGUUGCUUCCAGAGGCAGUAUGGAAUUCAGUAGAGCACUUACAGAGGCUGUAGCAGAGGAGAGCACUUACAGAGGCUGUAGCAGAGGAGAGCACUUACAGAGGCUAUAACAGAGGAGAGCACUUACAGAGGCUAUAACAGAGGAGAGCACUUACAGAGGCUGUAGCAGAGGAGAGCACUUACAGAGGCUGUAGCAGAGGAGAGCACUUACAGAGGCUGUAGCAGAGGAGAGCACUUACAGAGGCUGUAGCAGAGGAGAGCACUUACAGAGGCUAUAACAGAGCUGGAGGUGCCCUGAGAGACAGCAGAGGCAGUGGUGGUCUUCACAGAGAAUGUAGCAGAGGGGGUCUGGGAGAAGGACCAGGUGGGCUUCACAGAGGCUGUAGCAGAGGGGGUCUGGGAGAAGGACCAGGUGGGCUUCAUAGAGGCUGUAGCAGGGCUGGAGAGGGGCCGGGAGAAAGGGGAAAUGGUAAAAUAGUAUUAUAUAAUAAUAUGAAAAUUAUUUGUGGGUAAACAGUAUUAAAAACAAAUAUAUUUAAACAAGCUCUUCACAGGUUAAGCUAUAUAAUAUUUACCCGAACAGGCUUCCUAGGCACAUCAUCCUGAAAUGAAAAAUAAACAUUUUUAUAUGAAUACCGACAAUAUGGUCAUGUGAUAUUUAAAACAUGACACACAAUGUAGUAGGUAAAAUGCCAUUUACAUACAGCGGUGCAGGGAUUGGGGCACUCGCAGACACUGUGUAGGGGUGGGGGCACUCACAGAGGCCAGAGGAAGGGUUGAGGCACUCACAGAGGCCAGAGGAAGGGUUGGGGCACUCACAGAGGCCAGAGGAAGGUUUGAGGCACUCACAGAGGCCAGAGGAAGGCUUGAGGCACUCACAGAGGCCAGAGGAAGGGUUGAGGCACUCACAGAGGCCAGAGGAAGGGUUGAGGCACUCACAGAGGCCAGAGGAAGGGUUGAUGCACUCACAGAGGCCAGAGGAAGGGUUGGGGCACUCACAGAGGCCAGAGGAAGGGUUGAGGCACUCACCGAGGCCAGAGGAAGGGUUGAGGCACUCACAGAGGCCAGAGGAAGGGUUGGGGCACUCACAGAGGCCAGAGGAAGGGUUGGGGCACUCACAGAGGCCAGAUGA
Molecule: messenger RNA, 10019 nt
Organism: Coregonus sp. 'balchen'
Lineage: Eukaryota; Metazoa; Chordata; Actinopteri; Salmoniformes; Salmonidae
Source: the annotation of a GenBank genome assembly